This is a messenger RNA of Pseudogymnoascus destructans, 584 nucleotides long. RefSeq lists its product as uncharacterized. NCBI's taxonomy places the organism in Eukaryota, Fungi, Ascomycota, Leotiomycetes, Thelebolales, Thelebolaceae. The coding region runs from base 1 to 420 and encodes 139 amino acids. The transcript is spliced from 3 exons. The record is from RefSeq and is a predicted model, not a curated record.
AUGCCUGGUACGACCGAGGACAAGAAUAAGUUAAUGGCAAACACAGCCUGCCAAGAAGUUUUGAAUCGAGACUAUGAUGAAUCCAAAGGUGGUCGUCUGCUAUGUGAAGGGACAUAUUUCUCGUUUAAUCACACGUGUUACCUUGUAAUUGAUCAUGGUCCUGUGGAUGCCACAACCUAUGAUAUCCGCAUGUUCAAAUGGAGAGCACAAGAGCUAGUCCCUGUGGCCAAAAUCCUCCCAUAUAUUCUCAAACAGUUUCGAGACAAAUACCAAUUUAAUCCAGCCGACAGACCUAAAUGCCCGGUGUACACGGACGAGCAAUUUAGGGACAAAUUCGGCCCUGAUGAACACCGAAGGCUCGUGGAAGCCAUAGAGGAGAAGAAAAGAAUUGCACGAGAAUACAGCGGUAGCACUUAUUAGCAGUGAUAUCCCAUUGUGGACAGCCUUGUAAUCUGCUGCUUCAUUGUGCAUAGGAGGAGUUAGGCACAGAGGCGAUAGAGAUAGAGCUCUCCAAAGCCAGACUGUACCUACUUCGGGCCUUUCAUACGAUAUGCUCUAAAUCAAUUUCAACACGAUUGUGGUUA